Molecule: messenger RNA, 1681 nt
Organism: Dunckerocampus dactyliophorus (ringed pipefish)
Lineage: Eukaryota; Metazoa; Chordata; Actinopteri; Syngnathiformes; Syngnathidae
Product: b(0,+)-type amino acid transporter 1
Exons: 6
Coding region: 77-1477 (466 amino acids)
Biological process (GO): amino acid transmembrane transport
Cellular component (GO): membrane
Molecular function (GO): L-amino acid transmembrane transporter activity
Source: RefSeq, a predicted model, not a curated record
CCUUGGCCACAGAAUUAUUGUUUUUCUAGUUUAGACAAAGUGAGGCAGCAGACAUUGCAUUACAGCAGCCGUCCUUAUGGAAGCUCAGAAGCUCAGCCUGAAGCGUGAAGUGGGCCUGGUGGGAGCCGUGUCCCUCAUCGGAGGAACAAUGAUCGGCUCUGGGAUCUUCAUGUCACCGCAGACUGUUCUUGCCACCAUCGGCAGCCCGGGAGCCAGUCUGGUGGUGUGGGCUUGCUGCGGUCUGCUGGUCAUACUCGCUUCUUUUUGCUAUGCCGAGCUAGGGACUGUCAUAAGAGAAUCGGGGGGGGAGUACAUCUAUAUCUUGAGGACGUCGGGACCGGUGGUCGCCUUCAUGUUAAUCUUUAGCUCGGUCUUAUUUGCGAGGCCUGCUGGAGUUGCUGGCAUCGCUCUUAGUUUUGCUCAGUAUGUUGUGGCCCCCUUCUACUCGGAGUGUGCGCCUCCAGUGCUGCUAGUCAAGUGUGUGGCUGCCGCUGCCAUUUUUACCCUGGCUACAGUCAACUGCCUUAAUGUUCGAUUCUCAAUGUCUGUGCAAGUGUUUUUUAUGGUGGCCAAGGUCCUGGCACUGGCAGUCAUCAUAGUAGGAGGUGUGGUGAUGCUCUCCAGUGGACACACUGAAAACUUUACAGACUCUUUUGAAAACACCAAUGUUGGCAUCAGUUCAAUUGGAAUUGCUUUCUACCAGGGGCUGUGGUCAUUUGACGGCUGGAAUAAUCUCAACUAUGUAACAGAGGAGCUAAAACGUCCAGAGGUGAAUCUUCCAAGGGCAGUUGUGAUCGCCAUUUCUCUGGUGACCGCCUUGUACCUGCUGGUGAAUGUGAGCUACCUGACAGUAAUGACGCCCAAGGAGCUCAUUUCCUCCAGUGCGGUGGCAGUGACAUGGGGGAACAAAGUGUUUGGUUCCUGGGGCUGGAUCAUGUCUAUAGCUGCAGCUCUGUCAGCUUUUGGGUCAUUGAACGGGACGUUUUUCAGUGGCGGUCGCGUGUGCUUUGUUGCCGCCCGAGAAGGACACAUGCCAGACAUUCUAGCCAUGGCUCACGUGCACAGGCUGACUCCUUCUCCAGCACUGAUUUUCACCACCGUGGUCUCCCUGCUGGUGCUCAUCCCCGGAGACUUUCAGAGUAUUGUCAACUUCUUCAGUUUCACUGCUUGGUUUUUCUACGCGAUCACACUGUCUGGGCUCCUCUAUCUCAAGAUUAAGAAGCCGGAGCUCCCAAGGCCGUACAAGGUCCCCAUUUUUGUUCCCAUACUGGUCCUCAUCGCAGCAGUGUUCCUUGUGCUGGCUCCUCUCAUUGACAAUCCCCAGAUCCAGUACCUCUAUGUGACUUUAUUCAUCUUCAGUGGGGUAAUCAUAUACAUACCUUUCAUCCAUUACAAGCUGUGCCCAGGCAUGUUAAGCAAGUUAACAGUAUUCCUGCAACUGUUUUUAGAGGUUGCCCCUGCAGAAAAAAACCUGUGACACAGUGACGUUAGUUUGUUAUAUUCAAACAAGUGUUUUUUAGGUAUAUUAGUGUUCGUGUUUUACCUUGACAUGUUUCCACUGUCACCUGAAGGUGAUAAAACAUCACACUGGUCGAUGUUUGUGUUACCCCAACUCGCCACAUGAGAGGGACGCAAUAUCAAUGUACACAAUACCUUGGUUAUUUACUAAACUAUCGCCUAA